This is a messenger RNA of Fomitiporia mediterranea MF3/22, 2223 nucleotides long. Its product is annotated as alpha/beta-hydrolase. The transcript has 8 exons. Gene Ontology annotation, molecular function: hydrolase activity. The record is from RefSeq and is a predicted model, not a curated record. NCBI's taxonomy places the organism in Eukaryota, Fungi, Basidiomycota, Agaricomycetes, Hymenochaetales, Hymenochaetaceae. The coding region runs from base 1 to 2223 and encodes 740 amino acids.
AUGGACAUCUGUGACGAAGCUGCUAGGAAGCUCAUAGAGGGGCUGGGUGGGGAAAAGAUGGCGCGACAACUCGUUGGAGGAACUAUCUGGUGGCAGGUGCGCAGUACCAACGGCAUCAACGCUCAAUGGAUCGUAAAUAAUGGGGAAGAGGUUCAACAGCGCAAAGGAUUGAGUUUAUCUAGACGUCUCCAGCAAAAAGCGCCAGUCAGAGAUUCAGAAUAUGACUCUGAUUCGAACAAAUUACCGUGCUUACUGUUCUUUCACGGAGGAGGCUAUUUCUCUGGAAGUGUUGACCAAGUCAGGUUCGCAAUUGAAGUCAUGGCCCUGAUGCCUGCUAUCCGAAUCUUUGCUGUAUCAUACCGACUUGCCCCUCAAUACCCUUUCCCUUGUGCAAUUCAAGAUGCUCUGGCAUCAUAUUUGUACUUGAUCAAUCCACCGUUCGACGUGAAGCAUGCUGUUGAUCCGAAGCAACUUAUCAUUUCUGGGGAUUCUGCAGGAGGUGGCCUCGCUCUUGCGCUAUUCCAGAUUAUCCGAGACAAUAAUCUGCCUAAGCCCGCCGGAGGCAUCCUUAUUUCACCCUGGUGUGACCUUACACACUCAUUCCCUAGUACUAUUCAUACCAACACAAAGACAGACUUUAUUCCCAAGUAUGGCCUUUCAAUUUACAGGCCUUCUUUCUUGUGGCCACCUCCAUCUGACGAACAUGCAAGACGUGCUUCCUCUACCAGUCACGAGAAUCGGGAUUCUCGGCGCGAUCCUACGAGUCGUAGCUAUCUGGAUUCGUCGUCGUCACCAAGACGAGGUGAAGGUGAAGAGGCAACGGAUCGCAUGCCGUCGGCGCCUAUUCCAAGGACUGCCGAAAGAAUUGAUAAAACGUUGCGAGCGAAGACAGAGGACGGAGGAGUCUUGGAACUGAAAGAACAAAUGCACAUAUAUGCGCCGAAUAAUCUUCUCGUACAUCCGCUCGUGAGCCCGGCUUUGUCGUACCUCGGCGGGCUUCCUCCACUAUUCGUAUUCGCAGGCGACGGUGAAGUUCUGCGAGACGAAAUCAUUUACACCGCUCACAAAGCUGCCUACCCCAAACAUUAUCCGGUACAUCCAGGAGCAAAAAAGAUGUAUCCUAAGCUUGAAGGUAUUGAGAAUCGUUAUGAACCGACCUGUAUUCAUCUUCAGGUGUAUGACAAUGCACCUCAUGUUUUUCCUAUCUUAUGCUUCUCCUGCGAUGCCAGUCAAGCUUGUUUUAGAUCUAUACGGACGUUCAUUAAGAAAGUGAUUGUUCCAAUAGAAAAGGGAAGUACUUCAGACAAUCAGUCCUCACGCAGAGAGCAAGGAAUCGAACAGACUGGUUCUGUUUCGAACAAUGCGACUGGAGGCAACGAGCUCUCUGCCCAAACAACUAAAGCAAAUACAUACGAAAGUAGCGCCUCCUCAUGUGGAGAACCUGACCAGCGUGCGUUACUUGCAUGUAGCGGCAGGCUGUACAAUCGGCCUGUAGAGGGAGAGACUUCUCCAUUCAUGCAAGACACUAUGAUAAGGGUUAGAGUGUCUGCAAGGGGAGAGGUCAGACACCUUGAACAACAAAGCGAGCUGAAUGCAUGCACCAUGCCCCCUGAGGAUAUUGGAGUAGCAAAUGAACGUGUGCUACGCCGGUAUACAGAAGGAAACGUGAAAUGGAGGAACCGAUUUUCCAAAACAGACAAGAGAAUUCACAAGAGACGUGAGGAGAAAUUAGAAUAUGCAAAGAUUCUUCCUUCAGGCAAACGCCGGGUCAAAUCCAGGAGGAAGAAUGCUGACAGUGCAUCUGAUACAGCAAGUACUUCUCAUCUAGAGCAUAUCUCACAAUCGUCAAACAUGAACUGGGCCUGGGCUGUCAAGGAUGAUGAGCAUCCGCCUCCGAGUAGCAUCGUUGCGCGGCUUGAUACGAAGGAGGCAUGUCGGAUUGCCAGGAUAGUGGAUAAACCAGGUAUGGGUCCAUACAGAACCAAACUUUGGCCGAGAGCCGUUUGUGAAGCCAAGCGUAACAAAGAAAGGUCAGAAAGCGAUAAGCACCAGGCCGAAUCCGACGAUAGGCAAAGGCGUUCGUCGCAUGUUUCUGAGAACGAACCAGCACAGCUUGUGUCGUAUGGCCCAUUGAUAUUAGAUAGGGCGAUGAGAAUGUUCAGGUUUUCAUCAUCUCGAUUCUCGAAGCAAAGAAAUCCUAACCAAUCAUCUGUGACUCAUUGA